Zymoseptoria tritici IPO323 is the source of this 1539-nucleotide messenger RNA. RefSeq lists its product as uncharacterized. The transcript has 4 exons. The record is from RefSeq and is a predicted model, not a curated record. Bases 1 to 1539 code for a protein of 512 amino acids. NCBI's taxonomy places the organism in Eukaryota, Fungi, Ascomycota, Dothideomycetes, Mycosphaerellales, Mycosphaerellaceae. Gene Ontology annotation, molecular function: mannosyltransferase activity. Gene Ontology annotation, cellular component: glycosylphosphatidylinositol-mannosyltransferase I complex; endoplasmic reticulum membrane. Gene Ontology annotation, biological process: protein processing; GPI anchor biosynthetic process.
AUGCGACAACGAGUCACUUACCUUCUUCCGGCAGGAACUGGCGUCGAUCCAGCUGACAUAGAGCUUGCUGAUGAUGCCCUCAUCUACGCAAAGUCAAGCGACGCCGCCGAAGAGAGACGUAUCACAAUUGGGCUUUCGGACCUCCCACAAGAACUCCAACUGUUCUUAGAUGACUUUCAUGAGCUUCAUAUCCGCCUUGUCUCAUCACAAAACUACAACGUCAGCUCACCGGCAGUAUCAAGACUGCCCUCUGGACUUCAUAUCUUCUUCACUCCCCGGACAUCUGGAGCCGAGUCGAAGCUAUGCUCUUACCUGAAACUCUUGCUCCAAGGCGACGCCAAAUGUGACGCCUCCCUGAACUCCUUUACCAAGCCUUCAAUUCUAUCAGAGCGAUUUGCGAGUGCAUCGACCUACCAGUUCUACCAUGCGUCCAGCGAUAUAUCUCAGAUAUCGACCGAGUUGGCGAAGAAGCUCUGUCCGGUCGCAGCAUCUGUAAAGACCAUGCAGCCAUUGUGUGAAGGGCUCCACAGAACAAAGAGUGCAGCAUACGUUGACUACGACUUUGAUGCGAUCAGCCACGCCUUGAAUGUCGUCGUCAUGUGGGAACAGUCUACAACUAACCUUGCGAGUGUUGAUGGACAGACAGGGCUUCGGAAGAUUACCGCCGAAGAUCGUCUCGAGGUUGGCGUUCUGGCUCUAGAAAAGGCUGAUGAGCCCGAGGAGAUCUCGCUCGGAGGAUAUCUCACGGUUGUGGGCGAAGAUGAUCAUCCAAGCGCGACAUUAUUCUCCUUCCCCGCGAGACAUCAUCCUCUUCCCUCAGGCGACGAUACCACUUUCUCCGCCAAAUUCCAGCAGCCCACAGGACUACAUCCGAAACUCGAAAUUACUUUCUCAUCGCGCGAGCUCAGUCCGCCAAAGGACAGUUGUGCUCUCCACGCGUAUUGGACACUUCCGUCAUACCUCUUCAUCGAUCGAUACCAGCUUUCAGACUCUUUGUUUCUUGACUCGCAGAAUCUGGUAUCUCUGCGGAGUCUUGAUGGUGAACAAGAUCUCGAGGCACCAGACUGGGUCAUCAGGCGCUGGGGCUCGUCCGCUUUGCUGGAACUGGCCCAUACUAAAGUGACUGAUACUGCUCCAUCUAAGAAUGACUGGAUCGUGACAGUCCCAACACAUCUACGCUACAUCAACUCCACCUCCACCGGAUUGAAUGGGUCGCAAGUACACGUCCCCUGGCCUGUCAUUUUCUGGGCCUGCGAGGCUGAAGAAGGUCUCAAGAUGGCUACCAAUCCAUUCGACAGAGUCAAUUUGGGAUACGACGGGCUGUUUGGGCCCAAGACGAUGUUCUACCAUAUACCGCCUGCGGGCAAGGACCUUGUGGAGAGGCUCACGGUCCCGGCUUUGAACGCGGAUCAGACUGGGUGGGUACCUUUUGGUACUGCAGUCGCUGUUCUGCUGGGCUUUGGGUGGGUGAUGCUGCAGCUGCUGUGGUCUAAAGCGCCGGCACAGGUUACAGCUGCUGCACGUAAGAAGACGGAAUGA